Messenger RNA from Melanotaenia boesemani (Boeseman's rainbowfish), 3635 nucleotides. RefSeq names its product WD repeat and HMG-box DNA binding protein 1 (gene wdhd1). NCBI's taxonomy places the organism in Eukaryota, Metazoa, Chordata, Actinopteri, Atheriniformes, Melanotaeniidae. Bases 93 to 3479 code for a protein of 1128 amino acids. Gene Ontology annotation, molecular function: protein binding; chromatin binding. The transcript has 26 exons. Gene Ontology annotation, cellular component: nuclear replication fork. The record is from RefSeq and is a predicted model, not a curated record. Gene Ontology annotation, biological process: DNA repair; DNA-templated DNA replication; mitotic cell cycle.
CUUACGCAGCGUUUCCUUGUUUUCAACUCAGCGCGGGAGAUCCACCAGAGGAGCUGAGAGUGGUCUGGGGAAAUUACUGGUGCUUUGUCGAAAUGCCUUGUGAAAGGAAGCCGAUGCGCUACGGCCACUCGGAGGGACACACCGAGGUCUGCUUCGAUGACACUGGGAAGUUUAUUGUGACUUGUGGAAAUGAUGGAGAUGUUCGUAUAUGGGAAAGUCUUGAUGACGAUCCAAAGUUCAUUACUGUCGGAGAAAAAGCCUACUCCCUCGCACUGAAGAAAGGGAAGCUGGUGACGGCGAGCUCCAACAACACGGUGCAGAUCCACACGUUUCCUGAUGGAGAUCCGGACGGCAUCCUGACGCGGUUCACCGCCAACGCCACGCAUGUCGCCUUCAACAGCAGCGGCUCCAGAGUUGCUGCCGGAUCCAGUGACUUCAUGGUGAAGGUGGUGGAGGUGUCGGACAGCAGCCAGCAGAAGACGCUCCGAGGUCACGAAGCACCGAUCCUCAGUGUCUCUUUUGACCCCAAAGAUGAAUACUUGGCCUCUGCCAGCUGUGACGGCUCAGUGGUGGUGUGGAACAUAGAGGAUCAGACUCAGGUGAUCAGUUGGCCUCUGCUGCAGAAGACGAAUGACGUCAGCGAUGCGAAGUCUCUGUGUCGGUUAGCCUUCCAGCCCACAGCGGCGAAGUACUUAGCGGUUCCCGUGGAAACGAAGGUGCACCUGUAUGAGCGGGGGUCCUGGGAACAUGUCAGUACUCUGUCUGAUGAUCUACUCACACAGCCCAUCAACGUGGUGGCCUGGUCUCCGUGUGGUCGGCUCCUGGCAGCUGGAAGCGUCGGGGGUUCACUUACCGUGUGGGAUGUGAGCAGCAAGCUGUGUGUGGAAAGACAGAAGCAUGAGAAAGGCUUCACCGUGUGCGCUUUGGCCUGGCAUCCAUCAGGCCGUCAGAUCGCUUACACCGACACAGAGGGCUGCCUGGGUCUGCUGGACGGAGUCUCCACCUCCUCCACCAGCACCACCAGCUCCAAGCAGGCACCUGCAAAGAAACCUGCUACAGACUAUGACGACCUGUUUGAUGAUGACGAUGACAGAAUCAUGGAUGAAGGACUGAGUGAUACCAACUCACCGGCUAAGAAGCCCGUCGUCGGGGACGAUGAUGACGAUGAUGAUGAGUUCCUGAUGCCUUCCACUGGGCGGGUGAGGAACAGAGGAGCGAUCCUGGAUGAUGAGAACUCUCUGGGCACGGGAUCUCUGAAGCUCGGUCAGGACAAAUUUGAGGAUGAUGAUGAUGCCGGCAGUGCUGUGGUUCCUGCCGCCACCCCAGUGGUGCCCCUACACCCCGUCUAUGAGGGGCCCAUGCCAACUCCUCCCCAGAAGGCCUUUCAGCCGGGUUCCACGCCUUCACAUCUCACACACCGCUUCCUGAUGUGGAACUCGGUGGGAAUAGUUCGAGGAUACAACGACGAGCAGGACAACGCCAUCGACGUGGAGUUUCACGACUCGGCUGUUCACCACGCCAUGCACCUCACCAACUCUCUGGGUCACACCGUGGCUGACCUUUCCCAGGAGGCCGUUCUGCUGGCCUGCCCCAGCACAGAUGAGCUGGCCAGUAAGCUGCAGUGCCUCCACUUCUCUUCAUGGGACACCAAUAAGGAGUGGAUGGUGGACCUGCCGAAGGGCGAGGACGUGAAAGCGCUGUGUCUGGGUCAGGGUUGGGCGGCAGUUGCCACCAGCGCACUGAUGCUCAGGUUGUUUUCCAUCGGAGGGGUGCAGAAGGAGAUCUUCAGCUUGCCGGGGCCGGUGGUGUGCAUGGCGGGUCACGGAGAGCAGCUGCUCAUCGUCUACCACCGAGCUACAGGCUUUGAAGGAGAACAGGCUCUUGGAGUUCAGCUGCUGCUGUUCAGUCGCAGGAAGAGACAGCUCAUCAACGGUGAACCCCUCCCACUCUCUCCCAGAUCCUACCUGUCCUGGCUGGGAUUCACGGCCGAAGGUACGCCGUGCUAUGUGGAUUCAGAUGGGAUGGUGCGGAUGCUGAACCGCUCGCUGGGCAACACAUGGACACCAGUGUGUCACACCAGGGAGACGUGUAAAAGCAAAUCUGAUCACUACUGGGUGGUUGGAGUGCACGAGAACCCCCAACAACUCAGGUGUAUUCCUUGUAAAGGCUCCAGGUAUCCUCCCACCCUGCCCAGACCCGCUGUGGCCAUCCUGCCGUUUAAGCUGCCUCUGUGUCAGACCACCACAGAAAAGGGGCAGAUGGAGGAGCAGUUCUGGCGUUCAGUCAUCUUCCACAACCACUUCAGCUUCCUGUCGUCCAGCGGCUACGAGAUCGACGAGGACGCUCAGAACCAGUCCCAGAAGGAGCAGCAGGAGCUGCUCAUGAAGAUGUUUGCUCUGGCCUGUAAGCUGGAGAGAGAAUUUCGCUGUGUGGAGCUGGCAGAGCUCAUGACUCAGAAUGUGGUGACUCUGGCCAUCCGUUACGCGUCCCGAUCCAGACGCAUGGUCCUCGCCCAGCGGCUCAGUGAGAUUGCACUAGAGAAGGCCAACCAGAUACAGGAAGAGGAGCCAGAGGAGCAGGAAGAGGAGCCGGACUACUCCAGCAUCAGACGGACCUCUGGGUAUGGUCAGACUGAGCUCUCAGGAGGACAUUACAGCUCCAGACAUAAUCAGGAGAAGGAAGAGGAGCUAGGUGGAGACGAGCUUGGGGAGGAAGAUGAUGGAGCAGGGGAGAUGGAGACUGAGGAGGCAAAAGAAAUCAAGAAACGUGUGAAUCCAUUUGCCAAAGAAGCUAAAGAGGUUUCACCUGCGACGCCGUCGUUGACGCCAAUUGGUAAAGUAGGGCGAGCAAAUCCUUUUAAGGUUGCUGGUUCUGGGAAACCGUUGACUUCAUCUGGUCCACCUCGCAUGUCAAACAUCCUGGACAGCAUGACGUCCAGCAGGAAGUCGGCUCCACUCGGAGGAUCUGCAGGGAAACCAAACAAAAGCCCCGUCCUCAAACCGUUGGCCCCCAGACCCAAAGCAAAGUCGCAGACUCAGUCCACUCUGCUGCAGAUGACGGGCACUAAGGCAGCUGAUAAGAAGACUCAGGAGAACACAGAACCGGCUUUGGAUCAGCAAAAACACGCAGAAGCCCCGCCUCCUGCCCCACCUGCAGAGAACACAGAAAACCAAAGGCCAAAGACGGGCUUCCAGCUGUGGUUGGAGGAGAACCGAACGAGUAUUAUCAGCGAUAAGCCAGAUCUGGAGGAGACGGACAUCAUCAAAGAGGCCAUGGGGCGUUUCAGGACGCUGUCGGCAGAGGAGCGCCUGUCAUGGACAGAGAGAGCAAAAGGACAAACAGGGGAUGGAGAGAAGAAAAGAAAAAGAGAAGGAGGAAGUCCCGAAAAAAAAGAAGAAACUGAUGAAAAUAGUCCCAAGAAGAAAAAGUCUCUGGAUCCUUCAUCUAAGCUGUCAGCGUUUGCAUUUAACAAAAACUAAACAUCUGGUGGACGCUGAUCACUGAAAGAAUAUCUGAUGAUGUGUAUGUUCUGAAUGUUCUGCAUGUUUUACUGUCAGUAACUGAGCUUUGUUCUGUUUUUACAUUUCUAAAAACACUGUACUGUAUUUGACCAAUUUAAUAAAUAUUAAAGUUUU